Messenger RNA from Orycteropus afer afer, 513 nucleotides. It is a transcript of the gene VIP, whose product is annotated as vasoactive intestinal peptide. Gene Ontology annotation, cellular component: perikaryon; neuron projection; extracellular region. Gene Ontology annotation, molecular function: peptide hormone receptor binding; neuropeptide hormone activity. Lineage: Eukaryota; Metazoa; Chordata; Mammalia; Tubulidentata; Orycteropodidae. The record is from RefSeq and is a predicted model, not a curated record. The transcript has 5 exons. Bases 1 to 513 code for a protein of 170 amino acids. Gene Ontology annotation, biological process: epinephrine secretion; regulation of protein localization; negative regulation of apoptotic process.
AUGGAAACCAGAAGCAAGCCCCAGCUUCUAGUGCUCCUGACACUUUGCAGUGUCCUCUUCACACACACACUGGCCUGGCCUCUUUUUGGAGCACCCCCUUCUCUGAGGUUGGGUGACAGAAUACCAUUUGAAGGAGCAAAUGAACCUGAGCAAGUCUCAUUAAACGCAGAGAAUGAUGUCUUGCAAAACGCAUUAGCUGAAAAUGACACACCCUAUUACGAUGUGUCCAGAAACACCAGACAUGCUGAUGGAGUUUUCACCAGUGACUUUAGUAAACUCUUGGGUCAACUUUCUGCCAAAAAAUACCUUGAGUCCCUUAUUGGAAAAAGAGUUAGCAACAACAUCUCAGAAGACAAUGUACCAAUCAAACGCCACUCUGAUGCAGUCUUCACUGACAACUAUACCCGACUCAGAAAACAAAUGGCUGUAAAGAAAUACCUGAAUUCAAUUCUGAAUGGGAAAAGGAGCACUGAGGGAGAAUCUCUUGGCUUUCCUGAAGAGUUCGAGAAAUGA